AUGGCUGAGGCCGGGCGACCUGAGGACCAGUGUGACGAGGCGGUAGAGGAUGAGUUUGGGGAGAUAAUAAAAUGUCGAUCAGAGCUAGAAAUGCACCUAAAAAUACACACAGGAGAGAGUCUGUAUUCCUGUUCCGACUGUGGAAAAAGCUUCAAAACAUCAAGGUCUCUUACAGUUCAUCAGAGAACACACACAGGAAAGACGCCUUACUCCUGCUCGGAAUGUGGAAAAAGUUUCUCUCAACAGAGCAAUUUAAAAACACACCAACGUAUACAUAAAGGAGAGAAGCCUUACUCCUGCUCUGACUGUGGGGUCAGUUUCUCCGGAUUGGAUACCUUAAAAACACACCAACGUAUACAUACAGGAGAAAAGCCAUAUUCCUGCUCUGACUGUGGGAAGACAUUUUCUCAACUGGUCCAUUUAAAUGCACACCGACGUAUACACACAGGAGAGAAGCCUUACUUCUGCUCUGACUGUGGAAAGAGUUUCUCUCAACAGAGCAGCUUAAAAUCACACCAGCGUACACAUACAGGAGAGAAGCCGUACUCCUGCUCUGACUGUGGGAAGUGCUUCACAACAUCAUCUGCAAUAAACGUUCAUCAGAGAACACACACAGGAGAGAAGCCUUACUUCUGCUCUGACUGUGGAAUGAGUUUUUCCCGGUUGAAUACCUUAAACUGUCACCAGUUAAUACAUACAGGACAGAAGCCUUACUUCUGCUCUGACUGUGGGAAGAAUUUCUCUCUACAGAGCAGCUUAAAAUCACACCAACCUAUACACACAGGAGAAAAGCCUUACUCCUGCUCUGACUGUGGAAAGUGUUUCUCUCGACAGGGCAGCUUAAAAUCACACCAACGGAUACACACAAUAGAGAAGCCUUUUUCAGAAUAAAACCGUACA
Oncorhynchus gorbuscha (pink salmon) is the source of this 900-nucleotide messenger RNA. Its product is annotated as zinc finger protein 239-like. The record is from RefSeq and is a predicted model, not a curated record. Lineage: Eukaryota; Metazoa; Chordata; Actinopteri; Salmoniformes; Salmonidae. The coding region runs from base 1 to 891 and encodes 296 amino acids. The transcript has 2 exons. Gene Ontology annotation, biological process: regulation of transcription by RNA polymerase II. Gene Ontology annotation, molecular function: DNA-binding transcription factor activity; RNA polymerase II cis-regulatory region sequence-specific DNA binding.